UUCCAUUUCCGCUUCCUGGCUGCCUCGCCGUGCUUCCUGUGGCUGCGAGAGUGUGGUCCGGCCAUAUUGUCUCUGAUACAGCAGAAAUAUCAUCUUUGGCGAUUCCGGCGAGAGGGAGAGGACUCGCAGCCCCCGCUGGAGCGAAGUGCCGCGGAGAAAUUAAAGCAGAGGUCAGUGUUGGCACCCUCUCCCCUGAGCUGCAGAAGACGAUCAGGGGGUUGUUGGGCAUUGCAAACCUGGCUUUCGUGAUUCCCCCUCUUUGCGGAGCUGUACCAAAGAGCCGACCGCCCCGCCCCCUCCUCGGCCAGGCCCCGCCCACCCCUCCCGGCGUGCCACAGACGGACAGCGACCGAGCUGAGCUCCGCCCACUACGGCUCCGCCCCCGCGCCCCGCCUCCUCCGCCAAGCUGUCGGACAUGUCGGGACCUGUACCGAGUAGGGCCAGAGUGUACACAGAUGUCAACACACACCGGCCGCGCGAGUACUGGGACUACGAGUCCCAUGUGGUGGAGUGGGGUAACCAAGACGACUACCAGUUAGUACGGAAGUUAGGCAGAGGCAAAUACAGCGAAGUCUUUGAAGCAAUCAACAUCACAAAUAAUGAAAAAGUAGUUGUGAAAAUACUGAAGCCAGUAAAGAAGAAGAAAAUUAAGCGCGAGAUUAAGAUUCUGGAGAAUCUGCGAGGAGGCCCCAAUAUAAUCACUCUCCUAGACAUCGUCAAAGACCCUGUGUCAAGGACACCUGCUUUGGUGUUUGAACAUGUUAACAACACAGAUUUCAAGCAGUUGUAUCAGACCUUAACGGACUACGACAUAAGAUUCUACAUGUACGAGAUCCUAAAGGCUCUGGAUUAUUGCCACAGCAUGGGCAUCAUGCACAGGGAUGUCAAACCCCACAAUGUGAUGAUUGACCAUGAGCACAGGAAGUUGAGGCUUAUCGACUGGGGACUGGCUGAGUUCUACCACCCUGGGCAGGAGUACAAUGUGAGGGUCGCCUCUCGCUACUUCAAAGGCCCGGAGCUCCUUGUAGACUAUCAGAUGUAUGACUACAGUCUGGAUAUGUGGAGUCUGGGCUGCAUGCUGGCGAGUAUGAUCUUCAGAAAGGAGCCCUUCUUCCAUGGCCACGACAACUACGACCAGCUGGUGAGAAUAGCUAAAGUCCUGGGGACUGAAGACCUCUACGAUUACAUUGACAAGUACAAUAUAGAACUGGAGCCUCGGUUCAAUGACAUUUUAGGAAGGCACUCUCGCAAGCGAUGGGAGCGCUUCGUUCACAGCGAGAACCAGCAUCUGGUCAGCCCUGAGGCCCUGGACUUCCUGGACAAGCUGCUGAGAUACGACCACCAGGCGCGGCUGACGGCUCGCGAGGCGAUGGAGCACCCUUACUUCUAUCCUAUUGUAAAAGACCAGUCUCGAAUGGGAGGGUCAGCCAACAUGCCCAGUGGCAACACACCUGUGAGCUCAGCCAACAUGAUGUCAGGGAUUUCUGCGAUGCCAACUUCCUCUCCCCUCGGUCCUCUGGCUGGCUCUCCGGUCAUUUCUGCCACCAACACCUUGGGCACACCAGUGCCGGCUGCAGCUGGUGCCCAGCAGUGAUGUCACUUCCCUUUGACCUCUGACCCCGGCUGGAGUGGCGGUUGCCUUCUGACCCCUUUUUAACUGGGUUGAUUGCUGAAGAGGUCCAGGAAUGCCACCUCUGAACGGUUUUGCUUGUGGAUUUCUAAGUUCAAUGAACCCAAACUAAGUAAAUGGAUGAAUUUUCUUUUUUGUAUAUUUUUUUGUAUGUCCUAGAUAUACAGAUAUUCCAUGCGUUUGACAGUUGGUAAUAAAUCUUGUGUGUGUGUAUAUUUAAAUAAAUGCAUAUACACACAAGCACUCAUACACCUGUGUGUGUAUUUACAGGGCUAGCACAAAAUAGAGUGAUACAUGCAUGGACGUACAGCAUUACCUUCAAAUCCAGGUGCAUUGUGACACAGAUUACACACGACAAGUCAAAACAUGCAAAAAAAAUUAAACCAUCAGGACCACAAGAGGCAGAGCAGCUUACCCUCGAAGUGCAAUUGAAACGAAACCUCGUAGGGCCACCUGCAGUGCUUCACCACAUACCAGUUCAAACCUAAACAUGCUCAUCCUGGAACAAAAAACUCUUUAUCAUCGCUCCUAGGAAGAGAAGGGACAGUAUGACCCAUGCAAAGAUGAGCAUCCGCCGCCCGCCAUCUCAAAACACGCUGCUUUUAUAAGUGGAGAGAUCCGAGGCUCGUGUCUGAGAGAGUCCACUCCUUGACUGUUCUGCCCAAGCCCAGCACACAGUCUCACAGAGCCGGUCACCUCUGUGAUAUCUCAGUCUCGCUGACCACUCUCCUUAAACGACGUCCACAUGGCCAGCAGGCAUGUGGUGGCACGGACACCCACACCUCACCUUGGCCUUGUAAAUCUGAACCACGAUGAGUAAUUUAACGACAGUACUAUCUUGUCAUCUGAAGCUUCUUCUAAGCCAUCUUAAGCCAAGCCAUCUGUCAGAUCCUUUUGUGUUGCAAAGCACACCUCUUUACUCUGCUGCUCUCAUCAGUCACUUAAAUUCGCUCUAGUAGCAUAACCAAAGCCAAUACUGGAUUACUUGGGAAAAACAAAGAUGACCAAAAUGCUUUUUUUUAAAACAAAAAUAAAAACUGGUACUGUCUUUAAAAUGCUUUAAACUUCCACUGUUAACGGUAUGGACAUCCUGUAGAUAGUUUUAACUUUGAGAGAGGAGAAAAAUAACAGCACAAGGGUUAUUAUUCGGAGUGCUUAAAAAAAAGUUUUCUGUCGCAUCUGCUCUUAAAACCAGAAGAAAGUGUCUGGAAUCCUCAUAACGAAAUGUUCCUAAUAAUCCUUACUGUUCUUCUGGCAGAUGUGAUAUAGGGUGAAACGGUUCUAGAUUUGUUUAGUUUGUAUCAGGGUUUUUGUUUUUCACAAACUGUCACUUAAUGCAAUAUUGAAGGACACGUCUAAGAUGAACUUGAAGGGUUGAAAUUUUUCUGCCUUUAGUGCCAUUGAUGCGAAUCUUGUAAACAAAUAGUCUUGUAAGCUUAGACUUGGCUGUAAAUAUGCAUUUGCAACUUUUAUUUUCCCCUUUUGAGAUCUUGAAACAUGCGAAUCCUUAAUAAUACACUGCAGUUAUGAAGAUGUUUGAGCCCUUACCAUUACUGUAUAUAUAUUUUUGUCCUCUUAUGUGGAAGACCAGUAUUUGAGACUAUUUGUGUAAAUAAACAGUUGUGUUUUAUUUAUCAAGGGUA
Lepisosteus oculatus (spotted gar) is the source of this 3273-nucleotide messenger RNA. It is a transcript of the gene csnk2a4, whose product is annotated as casein kinase 2, alpha 4 polypeptide. Gene Ontology annotation, molecular function: ATP binding; protein serine/threonine kinase activity. Lineage: Eukaryota; Metazoa; Chordata; Actinopteri; Semionotiformes; Lepisosteidae. Gene Ontology annotation, biological process: regulation of cell cycle; peptidyl-threonine phosphorylation; peptidyl-serine phosphorylation. Gene Ontology annotation, cellular component: cytosol; nucleus; protein kinase CK2 complex. The record is from RefSeq and is a predicted model, not a curated record.